AACGCGUUCACAUGGCAUCGACCACCUCCAUUGUGUACGGAUCAGGAACUACGAGCCGCGUUGCUCGCUCGCAGCCGGAUACAGACUCCUCGUGGUCCGGAUGAUCUGUCCUCACCCAGUGGCUAUUGUCGAACCGAAUCGUAUCAGGCUAUCAAAAUUGCUUGGGCCAUGCUCGGUACAGCCAGUCCGCAAUUAGCUCAACUGGCUUCGCGAAUGCAUUUGUCCAAUCAGGAAUUCAAUGCUUUGGUAAACGAGGUACGUUAUACAGUGUAUUUGAUUAGCUGA
Messenger RNA from Echinostoma caproni, 285 nucleotides. NCBI's taxonomy places the organism in Eukaryota, Metazoa, Platyhelminthes, Trematoda, Plagiorchiida, Echinostomatidae. The record is from the annotation of a GenBank genome assembly.